GUGCUUGUUUUCUUUAUACAUUAAUAAAUAUAUUUUUUAUACCCUAAUUUUCUUUUGUUAUAAUGACAACAGAAUCAGCCAAUGAACAAUUUAAUGUACAAUGGGAUGUUUUACAUGACUCUACUGAAAAUAAUAAUACUGAAUUAGUAAAUCCUUUAAGCAAUAAUAAUGCUGAUGACCCAGCCAUUUUAACUUCUCAAAAUUAUCAAUUUGAUUCUUCUCAUUUCGACAUUGAUAUUUCAGAUAAAGUUUUGCUGCAAGACAACAACAACAACAACAACAACAAUACUAUUAUUUUGGAUAAAAAAAUACAAAUUUUGGAACCUAAAAAAGAAAUAGAAGAACAACAAAACACUUUUAUUUCAUAUUUAGUUGUAUCUAACAAAGCUCAAGUACGUAGAAGAUUUCAAGAUUUUGUUUGGCUUCAUAACGUAUUGUAUACUCAAUUUCCUGCAUGUUUCGUUCCUCCUUUACCUGAUAAACAUCGUUUAGAAUAUGUAAAAGGAGAUCGUUUUGGCUCUGAAUUUAUCGAAAAAAGAAGACUUAGUUUGGAGAUAUUUAUUCAACGAAUUGCAAGACAUCCUAUCUUGAGUCAUUCUGAAGUCUUUACCAUGUUUUUAGAAUCCUCAGAAUUCAAUGAUGCAUCAGCUAGGGCUUUACGAGAAGGACAAGAAACGAUGAUAGAUACUAUUAGCGAUUCUCUCUUGAACGCCUUUUCGAAAAUUCGUAAACCUGAAAUUGAAUUUGUUGAAAUGAAAGAAAGGAAUGAAAGAAUAUACGAAAACCUUGAUUUAUUACAAAAGACCUUGUUAAGGACUUGUAAACGGACUGAGGAUUUAUGUCAUGAUUAUGAAAGGUUUACAGCAAGUGUGAGGGAACUUGCAGAGAUCGAACCAAGCUUUAAGGAUGAUUUAAAGAUAUUUGCAGAUGGUUUAGAGACGUAUACAAGUAACCUUAAGGAUUUAACAGCCAAGGAUCAUCACUGGCAAAUUGAAGUGCAUGACACCAUGGUUUAUUACAAUACAAUACAAGAGGUACUCAAGUUAAGAGACCAAAAGCAGUUGGAUUUUGAAGAUUUAUCAGCCUAUUUGCAAAAUACCGUGAUAGAACGUGAAAGGACGAUACAACAGAGUAAUAGCGUCACAGAUUUUAUCACAAACAAAAUAAAUGAAGUACGUGGUGCAGACAUUCAAAAAUUAAAACGGGAAAAGGUAUUAAAGCUUGAUGAACGUGUGCGUGAAUUGCAAGAUGCUAUUCAUCAAACAUUUGAUGUCUCGAAAGCCUUUUCAGAUCAAGUGAGAAAGGAAGAUAAGGUAUUUAAUCAUAACAAAUCAGUAGAGAUCUAUCACGCGCUUCACAAUUAUACUGAUGCAAAAGUCAAUUUUUACCAAGAUAGCGUCAAUAUAUGGAAGGAAGUAGUUCAUUUACUUGAAGAAGAAAAAAUAAUAUAAUCUAUUUUUUUAGUUGAGAUAAAUGUACAGCAAUUUGACCCCCAAUUCUUGCAUUAUUUUUGACAAGUUCAAUAUCUAUUAAAAUAUACAUAAGUUUCAGUCAUCAAAUUAGUAUUUGU
Molecule: messenger RNA, 1570 nt
Organism: Cokeromyces recurvatus
Lineage: Eukaryota; Fungi; Mucoromycota; Mucoromycetes; Mucorales; Mucoraceae
Exons: 6
Coding region: 63-1451 (462 amino acids)
Molecular function (GO): phosphatidylinositol binding
Source: RefSeq, a predicted model, not a curated record